UCUACUUUGAACAGGUAGUCUGAGUUUCUAUGCAGCUACUUUGAAGUGCUGCACCUACUAGUGAAAGCUUACAUCGGAAUUUAUAACUACUCUACUAUUACUAUUACCAUUAACUAUCUAUAAUCUGUUUAAGAAAUUGGACUGAACUGAAGUUUGACGGAUGAUAUGAUUAAGUCAAAUUGAUUUUUGCAGACUUUGGUGUAGGUGUGUUUUUAAUUUUCAAAGGAACUAAAUUUCCAUAUUCGAGGUGGUAGAGUAGUUAUUGAAGAAGACCAUGGAUAAGCUAUUUGGUGAUUUGAAGGGAUUCUUCAAAACUGGCAAAUGUGUAAUAGAUAGUUUUGUUGCUCGUCUUCACUACAGAUUUACCCUCGUGGUUUUGAUUGCUUUUAGCAUAGCAGUCACCGGUCGCCAGUAUAUAGGUGACCCAAUCGAUUGCAUUUCAAAAGAUGACAUACCAAACGAACUACUGGACACAUAUUGUUGGAUACAUACCACGUUUAGUGUGGAAAAGGCAUGGCAUAAAGAAGUUGGUAAAGAAGUUCCCUAUCCUGGUGUAGCAAAGCAUGUGGAAGGUGAUAGCAGAGUGUACCACGCCUAUUACCAGUGGGUGUGCUUUGUUUUAUUUUUGCAAGCCUUGUUGUUCUACGUCCCUCGGUACAUCUGGAAGAAUACUGAGAACCACAAAAUCCAGAAUCUUGUCAUGGAAUUCAAUUCACCCAUUGUUACUGCUGAAAAAGACAAAGAGGGCAAAAACGAGAAAACGGAUUUAUUAGUAGGAUAUCUGGAGGAAAAUAUCGGCAACCACACGUUCUACAGCUCAAUGUAUGUCCUGACAGAAUUGAUGAAUUUCGCCAAUGUCGUGGGUCAAAUCUUUUUGAUGGACACAUUUCUUGGUGGUGAGUUUACAACUUAUGGCACUAACGUGUUGUCCUUCACCGAAUGGGACUAUUCUUUGAGAUAUGAUCCCAUGAUCAGGGUAUUUCCCAGAAUGACCAAAUGUACUUUCUAUCGAUAUGGUUCAUCAGGCGACGUUCAGAAGCACGAUGCUAUGUGUUUGAUUCCAAUCAACAUAUUGAAUGAGAAGAUUUAUAUUUUCUUAUGGUUCUGGUUCAUCAUCUUAGCUACACUGACUGCUCUUGAGCUUAUAUACAGAGCAGCAGUCAUGGUCAUCCCGCCGCUAAGAUUCUACAUCUUGCAUGCUAAAUGCAGGAAAAUUAACGAAGAGCAUCUAAAAACAGUUCUGAGUCGCUGUGAUCGAGAUGAUUGGUUUGUCCUUAGUUUGCUGUGCAAAAACAUGACUCCAUGCAAUUUCAAGAUCAUCAUCCGUGAGUUAGCACUUAGAUUAACACACGAAAAAAUGAUAUAAUAUUAAAUGUUGAAGUGAAAUUUCCUGAGACGUUUUGAAAAUCAAAUUCAAUAUGCUGUUUUGGUAGCAAUGUUAGAGAUAUUCUGUCGGCAGGAGAAAUAUCAUAUCCAUUUGAAAUCCUUUAAUUCUGAAGUUCAUAUGCAGUGCUUCGCUUAGGUGUUAAUUUAAUUGUGUUCGCAUGUAUCUAAAUCAGUAGCUUUAUAAAAAAUUUUUAUUGUAUUUUCUAUGUAUAUUUUUAAAAGUUUGAAAGUAUAUUUCUUUCUUUCAACUCUGGUAUUUGAGAAUAAGUUCAUAUGUAAUGUUUAUGAUAUUUUUCGUUUAAAAGCAGUUGACAAAAAUUAAAAUGAAUAGAUAUUUGAGAUAUUUAUCAAAAUGAACUUUGUGAAUUAUUAGGUAGUUGUUUUGCAUUUUUUAUUUAGUUAUAUGUUCGUUCAUUAUAUUCUUUUAUUAAAAGUAGCAUUCGUAGGAGUUGAAUAUUAAUUGUGAUUAAGUAAGAAGGAAUUAAACCUGAUAUUUAAUAUAUAUAUUUUUUUAAUAUUCAUAAAUUCUUUCAUGACUAAGUGAAAAUCAGUUAAAAAUACCAUUUGUACAAUUGUUGAUAUUAGAAAGAAUCAUAACUUAAUAUAAAUAUGAGAAAUCAAUUAAAGAAAACGAUUCGAUAUUUGAAAUAACAUUCAAUUAAAAAUAAAUGUUAAAAAUUUUCUUUUAGUUAAAACAUUUUAAAAUCUUAAAGUGAACGAUGCUUUUUGAAAUUUGUUUCCCUUGUGAUAUAAAAUUUGUAGCUUAUAUAUUGAAAGUUUUAUGAAAAUAUAAUUAAAGUUAAUUAGUCAUUUUUUUUAAAGUAAAUAGAUUUUUUUGAUAGUUUGACAAUUUCAAAUUUCCAAAAUAUAGUGUUUUUAAUGGAGAAUAUUGAAUAUAUUUUGUCAUUUGCAGAACUGUGACGUAUUCAUAAGAGAAUAGUAGUUUUUUAAAGUGAUAAGUAAUCGGAUGUAUUCUUAGUUUAUCAUUCACCCAUCUAAAUAUGAAAGUGAUAUUUUGUUUUAAUUUCAUACUGUAUUGAAAAUGAAUUUUAAUUAAUUACAAAAAUAAAUGGUUAGUAUUUUUUUCGUAAUUAAUUAAUAAAACGAUAAAAUUAUUCUUUGUUGUUUGAAAAUAUCAGUUUGACCAUUGGUAAAAAUUUCAUGCGAUGUAGUGAAUCAUUAAUUAAAUAUAUAUUUGAUGAUAAAAUUAAUGAAGAAGGGAAAGGUAAUUAUUAAAAACACAUAAAUAUUUCACUUUUUAACGGUUUUUUUUUUAUAUAAAGAGUCAUGCGCGCUUUCUAGUACCUGAAAAUAAAUUUAUGUAUUGUUAUGACUGUAGGCAGUUUAUGCAUUAUAAUUAUAUGUUUCUUUAUAGAUACAUACAUACAUAUAUAUAUAGUAAAGGCCAAAAAUCUUGAAAGUUGUAUUCACAGAAUUAAAUAAUUAAUUUAUCAGCAGAAUAAAAUAGCCUUUUUCUUUCAAAGUUGUGCAUUUUCAGAUACAGGUGUGUGUGAUUUAUGAGCUAAGAACUCAUAAUUACAAGAAAUGACAAAAAUUACAUAAUGUUGCCCAUGAGAACAAUAAAGUUUUAUAUUUUGAAAGAUGUUAUUUACUGCUGUUUCAUUAAAAGCGAAUUUUGAUAUUUAA
This is a messenger RNA of Argiope bruennichi, 3033 nucleotides long. RefSeq names its product innexin inx2-like. Gene Ontology annotation, cellular component: plasma membrane; gap junction. Bases 275 to 1366 code for a protein of 363 amino acids. The transcript has a single exon. Gene Ontology annotation, biological process: phototransduction. The record is from RefSeq and is a predicted model, not a curated record. Gene Ontology annotation, molecular function: gap junction channel activity. Lineage: Eukaryota; Metazoa; Arthropoda; Arachnida; Araneae; Araneidae.